UGCCCUGACCCCCUGCCCGUCCCCGUCCCGGUGGCAGGGCUGAAGCAGGAGCUCUUCCACCGGCACAAGGAGGCCCAGCAGUGCUGCAGGCCCCACAAUCUGCCGCUCCUCCGUGCCGCCCAGCAGCGGGAGAUGGAGGCUGUGGAGCAACGGAUUCGUGAGGAGCAGCGAAUGAUGGAUGAGAAGAUUGUCUUGGAACUGGACCAAAAAGUGAUAGACCAGCAGAGCACGCUGGAGAAGGCCGGGGUGUCUGGCUUCUACAUCACCACCAACCCUCAGGAGCUGACCUUACAGAUGAAUUUACUGGAGCUGAUUCGGAAGCUACAACAGAAGGAAUCCGAGUCCGAGAAGGCUUUUUCCUGAACGAGCAAACCCGCUGUUUACUUCCCAGAGUUUUCUUCUGACUUCCCUCUAGAGAAGAGAGUAUUAAUGUGCUUUAUGUGGUGUCUGGGAGAGGAGGAACAGCUGAGGCCCUUAGGUAACCGCGGAGCUGGGGCAGGCCCAGCCCCAGCGCAGGGGGCAGGAUGGGGAGCACCACUCUGCCUCUGCGGUCCUUGGAGCAACAUGCUCGGGUGGGGGACGAGGGAGGGUGUUGAUCUGCCAUGCACAGCCCCCGGCGUCGCUGAAGCCAAGGGAGAUGGGGCCAGGCACCAAGGCAGCAAACCCAGCCCAGCCCUUAUAUGAGUGACCCCUGUGUUUGGGUGAAUUGAGCUGAACGGGUGAGCAAUGCCAUCUCCCCGUUGCGAUCUCCCCGUUGCGAUCUCCCCUUCCAAUGCAAGGAGGAGGAGGAGCAAGUGUCUCUGCUAGGGAAUGGGAGAGGCGAGUAGCUGCCGUAUCGGACAAGGAAGCAAAGCAGACUCGGCAUCUGGUGCCGCCUCACCAUGGCAGAUGGUCGGCAGCUGGGGAGAAAAAAGUCCAAGGUUCGGUUUCCAAGAAGGCGCUUCUGUGUGCGUUGAGGCAGAAGCAGCCUCUUCAGUAGACAGAGCCUUCCUGGAGAGGCUUCCAGGCAGAUCCAGCACGGGCUUCCUUGGAGGCGGACUCCAGGCCUCUGCACUGGCGUUGCUGGGCUGUGGCGUUCACAGUGUUCCCACCCGACUCAGAUGGCAGAGGUGGCUUGAGAGCUUUUGCUUUGUUACUUUAAGCCAGUUUCCAAAUGGAGAGAAAUAAAAUAUUCUGUCCUGCCUUCUGGGGCUACAGCUUUC
Egretta garzetta (little egret) is the source of this 1202-nucleotide messenger RNA. RefSeq names its product protein DGCR6. NCBI's taxonomy places the organism in Eukaryota, Metazoa, Chordata, Aves, Pelecaniformes, Ardeidae. The record is from RefSeq and is a predicted model, not a curated record. The transcript has 3 exons. The annotation marks the transcript as partial.